UUAGUUUCCAAGAAAUUUAAUAUCAGGUGCGGGAAAGUGACUAGGAAACGCUAACAUACACCUUUUCUCAGAGAUAAAUAUCAAAAGAGGUGUUUAAAUCUCCAUGCUUAUCUCCCCUAGAUUCGCUCUCUGAUCUCCAUUUUUACUUUAUCAUUUCUCUAAUUCUGAUUUAUGCAGAUCUUCUCGGGAAUAAUCUGAAUUUUUCCCUUUCGUUAAUAUUUAUUUUUGUUUAUUUAAUUGUUAUUUAAACGGUUCGUUACUAUUUUCUUGUUGAUUCCUCUCUCUCUCUCUCUCUGACGAAAAUCAUUUUCUCGCUUGUUUCUAUGUUUAACUCGUUUCCGGUUUUCUCAAUCUUAAUUGGUUAGGGUUCUUAAAAUCUCUCCAUUUGCAUCUCUUAGGUUUUUCUUUUCAGCUUCUCCAAUUCGAUUUUUUCCCCUUGUUUUCAUUUAAGAGCUCUAGUUCGCCAAUUUCUAUAGAGAAUUCUUUUGCAAUCACUGGGGUUUUGUUUUCUGUGGGUUUCUUAUUUUAUUUUUGACACAAUCGAAGCAGAAAAUUUCGCUGUUUGUUUUUUCUUUCCUUUGACACAAUCGGAGCUGAAGUUUUUGCUAUUGGGGUUUUUCGAGACUCAGUAAGACACAAUCAGAGAAGAGGAAGUGUUAGAAUGAUAGAUGAAACUAACACAGGAUGGGUAAAGUUCGCCAUGAUUCUGGAUCAGGCGAAGAUUUUGCAAUAGAGAAAUCAUUUCACAAAGGCCCUUGGACAUCAGCAGAAGACCAACUUCUUAUAGCUUAUGUUGACAAACAUGGUGAUGGAAACUGGAACGCUGUUCAAAAGCACUCUGGUCUUUCUCGUUGUGGUAAAAGCUGCCGCCUUCGUUGGGUGAAUCACCUGAGACCGGAUUUGAAAAAAGGCGCUUUUACAGAGAAGGAAGAGCAGCGUGUCAUCGAGCUUCAUGCUUCAAUGGGUAACAAGUGGGCAAGAAUGGCUGCAGAACUACCGGGGCGAACGGAUAAUGAGAUAAAGAACUUCUGGAACACGAGGCUUAAGAGACUACAGCGACUUGGCUUACCUAUUUACCCUGAUGAAGUUCGGGAGCAAGCGAUGAAUGCAGCAGCUCAUAGCGGUCAAAAUACUGAUUCAAUGGAUGGUCAUCAUAGUCAAGAAUCAAUGGAGCCAGACAGUCUUGAGAUCCCUGAAGUGGAUUUCAAGUACUUACAACUCAAUAGCUGCUCCUCGUACUACCAGUCUAUGCUUCGCAGUGUUCCCACGGGCAACCUCAUGAGACAGAGACCUUGUUUCUUUCAGCCUAAUAAUAUGCACAACUUGAUAGGAUCUCCUUACACGCCUAACCGGAAACGCUUUAGGGAACCAGAAACCGCGUUUCCUUACACGGGUGGUUACGCCACCAACGAGCAAUGGAACUAUCCUUUAAUCGACAGCAAUCAGGACCAGUUCAACGUUGUUCUACCGGAUAGCCAUUCGCUCGGCGAUAAUGCUACGUAUUCUUCUUCUUCUGGGCCUCUCAUUCACGACGGGGUCGAGAAGUUGGAGCUCCCUUCAUUCCAAUGUUUUGAUUCUCAAGAAGAGCCUGGCGAUUGGGGAACACAACACUCUAACCCAAUGCCGGCACUUGAGGCAGACAGUACUUUGGUCCUGUCCCCUCCUACAGAUCAGACACCAUCAGAUUGUCCAUCAUCAUUCUGUGAUGGAUUGUUGGAAUCAGUUGUCUAUGGAUCAUCAGGGGAAAAACAGGCAACAAUCACUGAUUCAGAUUCACCACUGUUUCACUCCUCAUUACUUAGCCAUUCUGAGCUUACACAAGCCACUUCAAACACAACAGGACACAACUCCAAUUUUGAAACAGAUUUGGUUCAUUUUGGUCCAACUUCCUCAAAUGAGAGACGCACAUCCUUUGAGGGCUGCGAUUGGAUAAGACAACUUCUUGGUGAUGAUAAGGAUUACUACACCAAGUAGAAGAGGAUUCUCUGCGAUCCCCCCUCGUGUGAUCUCUGACUUACUCUGAGUAGAUUAGUAGUCAUGUCUUUAGAUAUAAUCAGGAGUUCAGGACUGGCUACCAAAAAUAAUGAGAGAUGAGUUUUUUUUCCUCCUGUGCUUUAUAAGCACAGUUUUGAUUUGUUAAGUAUACCAAGCAACACAUCAUGAAGAUCUAAGAAUUUUGAGCAAGCGGCCUGAUGAUCAUGCUAAGUUAUUUUGGAUCAUGUGAUAGAUUUUCAUAGCUGCAUACAAAUAUUAUGCGCAAGAGAAGAUAUUACACCAUGAAAAAGCUUGGCGACAAACAAAUCUCAUCCAAAUCCAAAUCAAAACAUCAGAUCAUAAUGCCCAAGUUAUUUUGUUUGUCACUCCUGUAACACUAGUCACCUCGUCCUUGUAAAGCACAGUAAGACCAUCUACAUCGAGUAGGAGAUAAUUACACUAUUUUGGCAACAGUAUUUUGGGAG
Thlaspi arvense is the source of this 2459-nucleotide messenger RNA. NCBI's taxonomy places the organism in Eukaryota, Viridiplantae, Streptophyta, Magnoliopsida, Brassicales, Brassicaceae. The record is from the annotation of a GenBank genome assembly.